Messenger RNA from Saxophila tyrrhenica, 2403 nucleotides. RefSeq names its product Serine/threonine protein kinase (gene IME2). Gene Ontology annotation, molecular function: protein serine/threonine kinase activity; ATP binding. The transcript has 2 exons. Gene Ontology annotation, biological process: protein phosphorylation; intracellular signal transduction. Bases 1 to 2403 code for a protein of 800 amino acids. Gene Ontology annotation, cellular component: nucleus; cytoplasm. NCBI's taxonomy places the organism in Eukaryota, Fungi, Ascomycota, Dothideomycetes, Mycosphaerellales, Extremaceae. The record is from RefSeq and is a predicted model, not a curated record.
AUGACGGUAGCAUAUGAAUCGCACCGUGGGUACUCCUCGGCCUCACAACAGCCACCCUUAUGCCUUGAGGAUAAGUUUGAAAUCCUCAAGGACAUAGGUGAUGGAAGUUUCGGCAGUGUCGCUCUCGGCAGGACACGGAGCGCUGGCGCUCAUGUUGUGCGGAGAGGGACGAUGGUCGCCAUCAAGACGAUGAAGAAGACUUUCGACAACUUCUCGCAGUGCAUGGAGCUUCGAGAAGUGGUCUUCCUGAAGACCCUGCCCAAUCACCCUCACCUGGUGCCAGCUUACGACAUAUUCUUGGACCCGCUCAGUCGGAAACUCCACAUCGCGAUGGAGUACAUGGAGGGAAACCUGUACCAGCUGAUGAAGUCUCGAGAUCAUAGGCCCCUUGACAGCGGCAGUGUGAAGAGCAUACUCUUCCAGAUACUGUCUGGACUGGAGCAUGUGCACGACUUCAACUUCUUCCACCGAGAUAUCAAGCCGGAGAACAUCCUCGUCUCUAGCUCUGCUUCAGACAAUGGACACAGCUUCAAGCGAUACUCCGCCCUCGUCACCCCUCCCUCUACACCACCCACCUACACGAUUAAGAUCGCAGAUUUCGGACUGGCAAGAGAGACACAAUCGCGCGUACCGUACACGACAUACGUGUCAACGCGAUGGUACCGCGCGCCAGAGGUUCUGCUGAGAGCGGGCGAAUACUCGGCUCCAGUAGACAUUUGGGCUAUUGGUGCAAUGGCAGUGGAGAUCGCGACUCUGAAGCCGUUGUUUCCGGGAGGGAAUGAAGUGGACCAGGUGUGGAGAGUGUGCGAGAUCAUGGGAAGUCCUGGAGCUUGGGUGAACAAGCAUGGUCAGCGCGUUGGAGGAGGCGAGUGGAGGGAGGGCACGAAACUUGCACAGAAGCUCGGGUUCUCCUUCCCGAAGAUGGCACCUCACUCUUUGGACUCGAUACUUCCUGCACCGCAAUGGCCGGCGAGCCUAGCACAAUUCGUGACGUGGUGUCUGAUGUGGGACCCGAAGGCCCGGCCUACCUCCCGCCAGGCGCUCGAACACGAGUUCUUCACAGAUGCGGUAGAUCCGCUUCGACCGAAGAGCAGUGCUACUACGCGUGUCCUCUCGCGGAAAGGCUCGAGUCAGGCUGGGUUGAGUGAGUCGGGUGAGCCGGGGCACGUCCUGUCAACAAAGACUUCGUCAUGGUUCAGACGAUCGCUGCCAGCUCGCGAGGCGUCGGCACCCACCGUACCAGAGCACACGCACUCAACGCACUCCGCCAGGCCUCAGCCUGUUCAUGCGAACACAACAGAAGCGCCACCCCCCGCUCACAAGGGCAGGCCUACAAACACCAAGCGCGCCACAUGGACAAAUGGCGCGUCGAACAAUGCUGCGCCUAUACCCAUACUCCCGUCAAUACGACCAGUAUCGCCUCUGCCCAAUGAAGUCACAGCGCAGGCGAACACGCGAUACAUGGACCAGCCCGAUGAGAACCACAAGAAAAUCGGUCGCCAGUUGUCGGUCAACUCGCAAGGCAACCACUAUGCUGAUAUACACCGGCAAGAAGCUGAGCGUAUGCUUAACGGCAAUGGCUUGAAGUCACCUACCGGCAGCCAGAAGGAAAGCUUCUUCUCGCACCUUCGCAAACGUGCUAGGCGGCUGUCUGGCCGACAACAAGGACCCAUCUCACCAAACCCAGACGAUCUUGAGGCCAAUGUGGGCUGCACGCCAUGGACUUCGAACCGUCAAUCAGUACCCGGCACCCAGAGUAUUGCGCCUUCAGCGGCCGAUCCUUCUGCCGACCCGAACUUCGCGGACCUUGACCGCGCGUUGCAAAACGUGCGGUACAGCAUUGACGCUGCGGCUCAAUCGUCAAUGAAUCAACAGGUGAUGCAGCAAGCGCCUAAGCAGCCGACGAAGAUGCACAGCAACCCUAGCCUCAAGCGACACCAUUCGUUACCGGGCACCGAGGGAAGAUCAUCGCCCGGACCGACUGGCGGCAGGACUCGUCGAUCGCUUCGGUAUCCUAACACGAACACGAACCACUACGAGACGCCAGACGAGGAAGACGAGCUGCUGGAUGAAGCCCUGACCUCUGCGCACACAGCUGCGAGACGGCUGGACCAUCAGUCGCAUAGCGCUGCGGCUUACCAGCACAACCGGCCACAGAUCCAUCAGGUCACUUCCGACCCAGUCUACCCAGCGCCGUACUUGACGCCAUCGCCAUCGAAAGACGCGAAUGGCGUUAGCUUCGGUGCGCACGACUACACUCCGACCAAGCCCAUGAACAUCCCACCCAGGCCGCCUCCGAAGGAGCAACACAAUUCGCAGUGGCCGACACCGCCCUACGAUGAUAACGACUGGGCUUCCAUGGCAGCCGCCAGUAUCUUCGCAACGCAGGCGGCCUACCGGUAG